This is a messenger RNA of Oreochromis aureus, 3798 nucleotides long. It is a transcript of the gene msx1a, whose product is annotated as muscle segment homeobox 1a. Gene Ontology annotation, cellular component: nucleus. Gene Ontology annotation, biological process: regulation of transcription by RNA polymerase II; embryonic morphogenesis. NCBI's taxonomy places the organism in Eukaryota, Metazoa, Chordata, Actinopteri, Cichliformes, Cichlidae. The record is from RefSeq and is a predicted model, not a curated record. The coding region runs from base 1 to 852 and encodes 283 amino acids. Gene Ontology annotation, molecular function: RNA polymerase II transcription regulatory region sequence-specific DNA binding; DNA-binding transcription factor activity, RNA polymerase II-specific. The transcript has 2 exons.
AUGGCCCCAUCGAUAUCCAUGUCCGCUCUGGCUGCUGGUUUGAAGGCUGAAGAUAUUUCUCCCCGCUCGGUUCUCGUCAGCAGAGGCGAAAUGCAGACCAGCUUGAGUCCCACGGGGGAGACCGGGAAGCCAAAAGUCCCUAUUCUGCCCUUCAGCGUAGAGGCGCUGAUGGCUGACAGGAAACCCAGCAAAGAGGUGCCAUCGCCGGAUCCUGCUUCUGUAGCCGGGACGUCCCAAGUGCUGGGAAAGGGAGCGCGGAUGGGUUCUUUUGGUAGCCUGGAUACACCAGUCUCGGCUUUACCUAUGAGCUCCACAUUUUCAGUGGGCGAGAUCAUGAACAUGCCCGAAGACGUGCUGAUUAAACCCGAGAGCCCGGACAGUAAAGACAGGACUUCAUGGAUACAGAGUCCACACUUUUCUCCCACAUCUCCAAGAAGGCUGAGUCCUCCUGCCUGUCCACUGCGAAAACACAAGACGAACAGAAAGCCCCGGACCCCCUUCACCACAUCCCAGCUGCUCGCCCUAGAGAGGAAGUUCCGCCAGAAGCAGUACCUUUCUAUCGCCGAGCGCGCAGAGUUCUCCAGUUCUCUCAACCUGACGGAGACCCAGGUUAAAAUCUGGUUUCAGAACAGAAGAGCUAAGGCCAAACGCCUGCAAGAGGCAGAACUUGAAAAACUGAAAAUGGCAGCAAAGCCUAUGCUGCCUCCGGCUUUCGGGAUUUCCUUUCCUCUCGGUACGCACGUCCCCGCGUCCUAUGCAGGGUCGCAUCCGUUCCAGAGGCACUCGCUGCCGGUUUCUCCUGUUGGACUGUACGCCGCUCACGUCGGAUACAGUAUGUAUCACCUCGCUUGACAAGGACGGAGGACGAGGGCAGCGAACAGCGGGACGCAAAAGGGGGGUUAAGGAUGUUUUGUGAGGGCCCCUAUUGAGAGGGGACCCCUUUGGACCAGUGAGGUGACACUGCACCACAUAAAGAAGCAUCCUGGUGCCGAGGUCAGUGUCACACCUUGUCAGGUGAGGGCGAGGCUUCUUCACAGACCCCCUUCUGAGGCUCUUGAAGUUUAGGCACUUCUCUAGACCUCGCCAGUAAAUUCCCACACCGCAAAAAUAAUCCAAUUCGUCAUUUAAGUGUGUUGUGCCGAAAUGAAUUUGAACGAAGAGAACAUAAACAAUGUAAAAUCUUAUUUGAAUAAAUAGGACGAGACUUUAAAUGACUUGGACAUUUUUGCGGUGCGGAGGUGGAAAACAGCUUAUACCUGUAGCCCUAUGAUAUAUCACUAAUGGACUUUUAAGUAUGGACUGUAGCGCUGUGGCCACACAGCUCACUCCUUCGCGAGUGCUUACAGCCAGGUGAGAAGGCGAAAGGGCUGCACAUCAGAGACUAUGCACCAAAAAAACCUUUAGGCUGGGCUUCUUUUUUAAUGGCAUCUGUAGGCUGCUGCCACACCACAACAUCCAUACUUUUCAUUUUCUUUCUUUCUUUUUGUUGCAUUCAUAUCAAUGCGUAACUAUAGUGGGUUACUAAAUCCAGUAUCAGUGAGUGCUCUUUUGUGAAUUUUGAAAACCACAGCAUUUUUUUUAUUAUUAUUUUUAUUAUUUUCUUAUGACAGCACUGUCUGUUGUCGGAUUGAUUCCCUUCGGAAGGGAUAACUGUACUGUAAAAUAAUGUAUAUUUGAAGAAUAUCCUCAUUUAUAUUAUGAAUAUAUUUGUGACAUAACUUAACAAUAAAUUGUUUAUUCUUUUUUCACUGAGAGGUUGCUCGUUUUGACUGACAGGGUGCACACUGUUGCGCCGACGGUGGUUAUAUCAAGAAUCUUUUUUUCUUUUUUUUUAGAUGAGGCGAAUUACUGUAAGGGAAAAAAAUCUAACUGAAAACUUGAGUCAGUAUUUAAUCUUUUUAAAGCCUUAAUGAAUAGAAAAAAAUAUUUCUUCUACUUAAAAAAAUCUCUAUCAGGUCUAUUAAGGAGUAGAAAUUAAAAACAGGCUUCUAAUGAGCUCGACGACGUGAACAUUUUAAUUAUUAUUUUUAUUUUAAAACGUCACAGGGACGAUUAAAGGCUUCAAGUGACCCAUACUGACAGAGUGACAAUAGAAAGCCCCACAUUUGCUUUAGUUUUCCUUGCAGUUGAGCCUGUCACACUCACUGUGCGCUCCGGCUGGCGUGCGCUGUGAAUUUAAACUUGUCACAUGUUAUUUGGUGGAUUGUAUUGCUACAGCUGUCGCCUCUUGCUUUGAAACAACUAACCUAGAUUUUGUUGGCGCCAGAAGAGUUUAGAGGGGGUGGAGAUUGCGGGAGAGGAAGAAAGAGAAAGAGAAGGGGGGGUGAGACAACCAGUUGUGCUGACUUCAAAACACACCGAUAAAUAUUGGGAGAUUGCUUCUCCGGGGCUAAACUCCUCGUAAACUAUCCGCUUGAGUGUCAUUAUGUGCAUUUAGGGUGUAAAACGAGCCGGGUGACACCUCAUUUUGAGGGGGAAGACAGGGUGUCAGGAGCCAUGUGGCACAUAAAGAAAACAUCUUAACCUGAAUUUGAACACCGGAGUCAUUUUCUGCCAUCAGGAGGAAUUAAAUGACAAAAACUGCGGAUCAGAUAAAGGAGGAGGAGGUGGAGAAGGGGGGGAUUACAGGCCACUCCACAGCAGUUUUAAAGGCUUUCUCUUGACUUCCCUGCCAUUCAAGCAGGGGUUAAACUCGAGUAAAAUAAUUGCUGUAAUGAGCAAAGGCAAUCUGCCACAGACGGAGGCCGGCUCCAGCGUGGCUGUAGCUCCAGGCAAGGCGGAACUUUUAUCAUUCCUAAAAUGUCAACGGGGGACUGGGACGGGCAACACUCCUCAGUGCGCCGUGAUUUCCUCCUCCUCAGUUCUGAAAGGUUUCUGUCCUGGAAAGUGUUCCCAUUUAUCCAGGCACUCUCAAAGACAGUUUCUCCUUCUUCUUCGAAGUUUUUGCAAUAUUACAGCUUUCAGUCUGAGUUCAGGUAAAGUGGUUUUUUUCUUUCGAUUUGAUUUAUACCCGUUUUUUUAAUUUCAAGUAUUUUUCUCAGAUAAUCUCGACUCCAGUCCAUCCAUGAGGGAUGAAUUAAUACAUAAUCCGCGACAAUAGGUUCAAAUCACACGGAUGAACGCUCUAUCUGAAAAAGAAGAGAAACUUGACACAAAAGAGCCUAAGGGGAUCGGCAGAUUCUUUGAAACUCUUUCAUUCUUUUGUCUCCAGCACUCUAUCUUGCCAGGAGCCAAACAGAAAACAAAAGUCACUUGUUUAGAUCAUCCAAAAGAUCACAGGAGGCUGUUUGACUCCGUAGUAAAACCUCUUGAUCCUCACGAAAGAAAAAUGGGUUAUUAGAUGCCGCCAAAGCAGCCUGGACAAAUGAUUAAGGAAUGGGCCUUUUACUCUGCAUUAAUUUUUCAUGUGGGAUAGGCCUGCGUUAUGUGGCUCUUUGGGCUGAAUUAUUAAAUAAAGUAUCUCAGAAAAAAAAAAUCACACACAAUUCGUGUUAGCCCUGAUCAAUUACGAUGAUCGGUGUGAAUUUGUAUUUUUAGGAAACAGCUAACUGAAAAAACACCGACUGGCCUUUCGUUGAAGCGUAUUUAGCCAUAGAGCAUGGGUUAAAACUGAUGGUUGUUCUCUAUUUUCAAAACAAUGCAAUUCAUUAUUUUACCCGUAUGCUCCUUGAUCAUUAAAGAAGCUUAGAGAAAAAAACCAAGUAGAGAUUAUGAAAGCACUUACAUCUGACUUAAAGAAAGUUUGGAGAUUUGUUACUGUAAUUUAAUGUUGUUUUCUAAAUAAACAAAAUUAUGGUA